AUGGACACCAAGCGCUGCUUCGCCAACCGCUUCGAUGACUACCAAGGCAGCCUGCUGGCGGGCCAGUGUGAAGAGGCAGUGGCGCCCUUGGUCACCGCCACCAUCGAGCGCAUCCUGCAGGAGCUGCCCCCACUCGGGGGCGGCGCCGAGCCCCGGGGAGCGGCGGCCGGGGGCAGCGGCUGCCAGGGUGGUCUGUACGGUGGUGUGGCCGGGGUGGCCUACAUGCUCUACCACGUCUCACAGAGCCCGCUCUUCGCCUCGGCCCGGGAGCGCUACCUGCGCUCGGCCAAGCGCCUCAUCGACGCGUGCGCCCGCGCUGAAGAGUGGGGCGAGCCGGACGCCGACACCCGUGCCGCCUUCCUGCUCGGGGGCGCGGGUGUGUACGCUGUGGCCACGCUCGUGUACCACGCCCUGGGCCGGUCAGACUUUGUGCAGCCUCUGGGCAAGUUCCGGGCUCUGUCCGCCGUCUGCGUGCCGAUUUCCUUCCUAGAGUGCGGCUCCGACGAGCUGUUCGUGGGCCGCGCUGGCUACCUGUGCGCAGCGCUGGUGCUCAAGCAGAAACUCGCCCAGGAGUCUCUCAUUUAUUGGGAGUCCACGUCUUUGAGCUGUGUUUUACGCGUCUCCCCAGAUGCCUCUUUGCCCGAUAGCUUUCUGGAGGCUGACUGCAUGGCCCUUUCAACCAACAUCGGUUACAGCGAACGCUCGGCUCGCAGGGUCUCAGCCGGCGCCCGGUGCCCGCCGCCCGGGUGA
Molecule: messenger RNA, 750 nt
Organism: Choloepus didactylus (southern two-toed sloth)
Lineage: Eukaryota; Metazoa; Chordata; Mammalia; Pilosa; Megalonychidae
Gene: LANCL3
Product: LanC like 3
Exons: 3
Coding region: 1-750 (249 amino acids)
Biological process (GO): peptide modification; carbohydrate metabolic process
Cellular component (GO): plasma membrane
Source: RefSeq, a predicted model, not a curated record